UUCCAAAAUUUGAAAUUCAACUACCUCCAUUAAAUAUAAUUGAAUAUUACCUGAAACAAUAAUUUUAACGGCCACAUUCACUAAUGGGCAGACCAACAUCGCCGACCCGAGAAACUCGAUCUCAAACACGAAGCUGUGCGUCCAUGGCGGACUACGGAAAUCAAACGCCGAAUCAGAUUAAAAAUCAGUAUGAUCAACUCAACAACCGCCGCUCCAUACCUAAGGAAUCAGCUCUUGAAGCCUUGAACACCAUAAUCCAUCUACAUUUCGAGAAAGCCCUAGAAAAGAAGCGCUCAAUCGAUCUCCAAAAGAAGGAGCUCCACAACCAAUUCCAGCUCUUCUUUAUCUUUUUAGCUCUCAUUUUCCUCACUCAAUCGCAAUCUCGGCUACAGUGCCGGCAUUGCUGGAUCCCGAUCGCUCUCCUAACCUUAGCGCAUUUGGCCUUCUACGUAUCCGUGGCUCACACACUGCGAUGCAUCAACGGAUUCAAGUACCAAAGGCGAUGCCACAAGCUGACUCUGGGAUUGGCGACGGAGAAGCUUAGGGAGAUGAAGAUGAGUAGCAGCGACGGAGACAUGGAGGAAGAGGAGUUGGAGAUUCCGCACCAGGAGCCUCCUGAGAUUUACUUUGGUAAGUUCAAGAGGAAUUGGGCGCUGUAUUUUGGGUUCUUGGUGUUCAUCUAUGGAUUUAUGGUGGCUUCCUCUGUUUCUCUUCUCUGUUUCUGAUGAUGAUUUGAUCUGAAUUCUGUUAUGAUACCUCCAAUCUAACUCAACCGAGGCUUCCAAAUCUCUUUGGAUGAUACUAAAUUUUAGGUAUGUAAUCGUCAUGACUUGAACCCAUUACCAAUAAACCCCCUUUAUUCUUUACA
Messenger RNA from Cucurbita moschata (crookneck pumpkin), 868 nucleotides. RefSeq lists its product as uncharacterized. The coding region runs from base 84 to 725 and encodes 213 amino acids. NCBI's taxonomy places the organism in Eukaryota, Viridiplantae, Streptophyta, Magnoliopsida, Cucurbitales, Cucurbitaceae. The transcript has a single exon. The record is from RefSeq and is a predicted model, not a curated record.